GCGACCUUGGCGGAAGGUCAAUGGGGGCGAAUACUUCGAAUACACUUGAUCAGUCCGAGGUUGAGGAAAUUGCACAAGAAACUGGAUUUUCUCCAAAACAAAUUUAUCGAUUGUACAAUAGAUAUUUGGCUUUGGACAAGACGAACGCCGGGUACUUGAGGCGUCAUGAUUUUCUAUUAAUUCCAGAAUUAGCCAUUAAUCCACUUGGCGAUCGAAUCGUGAAUGAAUUUUUUAAAGAUAGUCAAGGUGAAUUGAAUUUUCGUCAAUUUGUACGUAAACUAGCAAGAUUUCGUAAAGUUCGACCACAACAAUCUACUCAAUUUAAUAAUCGUGAUGCAAAAUUACGCUUUCUAUUCGGUAUGUAUGAUUUGGAUAUGGAUGGUAAAAUAUCAAGAAAUGAAUUAUUGGGAAUGUUACAAAUGAUGGUCGGUGCUAAUAUUACUGUUGAACAGAUCAAUAAUAUCGGUGAACGAACAAUGGCUGAAGCGGAUCUUGAUGGUGAUUGCUAUAUAUCGUAUGCAGAAUUUGUACAAUAGUUCCAAUUCUUGCUGUAGUCAAUACAUCUAACUUGAAAAAAAGCUAGAAAUUUCCAUUGUAUCCAUCGUCGCUGACAAGGCAAUAUCGAGGCAAUCCUCACAGGAUGCACAUAUGCCAAUAAGAGACUAAUCAAUUGCAGUCCUAAACACUAAUGGGGAGAUUCAAACAAACAAUACACAAUGAAUUAAAUUUGAUCUCAUUUCACAAGCUAGUGGUUAUGUGGAGUCAGUAGCUAAGUGGAUAACUCGAUGGCGUUUGAAGCGAACAUUACUGGGUUCAAGUCUCGGAGUGAACAUCAACUCAGAGAUGCACGUAUAUCCAACUGAAGAGUUCCAAAUGAAACGGAACGUGCAUCCUGGAUUCCACUGCUAACCACCAUUCUCAGGUAUUGAAAUGAAAACAAAUGAAUUAUAUGACCAAGUAAAUUUUAAUAAGAUUACCAAAACAUAUUUUCACUGAUCGACAAAAUAUAUGCUCUGCUACGAUUAGGGCGUUAUACUUUACUGACUGAAUAGUUUUUAUUGAUUGGUCCUACAACAGAAUCAGUUGUCGAAUUAGAUUCUUCCGACCACUUAAUAAUAAGAAUCAAGAUCAAAUACGGAAAAGUAUCUAUCCCACUGAUUAGAUAGUGAUCUAAAAUUUUGAAAACAUUUCAUACAAAUAACUGAGAAUUUAGUUACUACUGGAUACUGUAGUAGGUUGACGAGAAGCUAAUUGAUUUCUAAAUUUAGGUAAAUCAAUAGUCCAUAGAAAUACACUAACUGCUGAACUAAACUGUUUCAGACAAUUCAAAGUACAUGAUCGGAACUGUAGGACAACAUGGUUGGUAAAAAAUUAGAAAAAAAACGACUGGAGGCUGAUUGCAUCUACACUUAUUCUUUAUCUUCCUGGUUUCUUCCUUUUUCAUUCGUAAAUCUCAUUCCUCUCUGUGUUUAGUCUUUAAUUUUAGUUAAUAUCAUUAUUAGUUACCCUAUUUCAAUUUUCACCCUGUCAAGAUUCUUUCUUACUGUAUUGAUAAAGACUGAUAAUAACUGAUGACGAUACACAUUAUCCCCAUAUCUUACACUUUUUAUCAUAGACUAUCCACUUAUAUGUAUUAAUUCAACUCAACACGUACUCCGCCUAAAGCUCUCCUGGGGCUACUUCCCGUUUCAAGCCUACAUAUAAGGGAAGGGUUGGGCAUCGGGUCGGCAAACCCAUCUCAUAGAAAACAAUCUUUCUAAAGGCAACACCAAUCAGAAUAAACAAAUUGAACCACUUAAACCCUGCCCUCAGAGUAGAAGGAAAAUUUAUCACGCCUCUUGUUGAAAGCCGAGAUUCUCCGGAAGUCAUGAGACUGAUACUGCUUUUGACAACUAGAGCAACAGUUAAUAUAACUUCAUGGAAUUUCCGGACCAUGUUGUAGACUGGGAGGAACAACCAAAUAGCUACGGAAAUGAGGAGAGACAACUUGGUGGUGCUCGGAAUAAGUGAAAUCCAUUGAACUCAAUCUGGACAGAAGAUAGAUUGGGGAGAAAUGCUGCUGUACUCAGGUCACUGAGAAGAAAGUGUCCUGCGCACUCAGGGAGUUGCUCUGAUGCUGUCCAAAGAGCCACGUAAAGCAGUUAUUGGAUAGGAAUCUCGUGGACCGAUGAUCAUUUAAAAAAAGAAGGAGGGAAUCACAAUGAAUAUCAUCCAAUGUUAUGCACCCACCAGUGAAUGCAACGACGACGGUAAAGAUCAAUUUUGUGAGAGGUUUCAGUCGAUCAGAGCGAAGUGUUCAGGAAAGGACUUGACCAUCCUGAUGGGAGACCUAAACGCCAAAGUCGGAAUUCACAACACCGGGUAUGAAGACAUCAUGGGAAGAGAUGGACUGACUGGGAGAAAGGAACGAGAAUAUUGACAGAUUUGCAAAUCUAUGUGCAUUCAACAAAAUGAUUAUAGGUCGCAUAAUAUCUCCACACGAACGCAUACAUAAAUCUACAUGGGUCUCAUCGGACCACAGUAUGGCGAACCAGAUAGAUCAUAUUUGCAUCAAUAAAAACUUCAGAGAGAGAGAGAGCUGACAUCGCUUCGAAUCACCACCUGGUGGUUGCCAAGAUGAAGUUGAAGCUAAAGAAGCACUGAACAACUGGGAAACGGCAUUACGAAGGCUCAAUAAAGCCUUCCUUCGAGAUAUUGACAAACUCAACGAAUUAAAGAUAGCUCUCAACAACAGGUUCCAAGCCUUACAGGAUCUAUUGGAAGAAGAUGAAACCACUACGAAGGACAACUGGAAAGGGAUCGAAGAAGCAUUAACUUCAACAUGUCAGGAGGUUCUUGAACUCAAAAAGCAUCAACAGAAGUAACGAAUCUCUUUGGGAACCCUGGAUAAGAUUCAAGAAAGAAAGAACAAGAAGAUAGCAGUUAACAACAACCGAACAAGAACAGAGAAACUCGAGACACAAGGUGAAUACAUAGAAGCGAACAUUCAAGUGACGAAGAGCAUUAGAGUUGACAAGUAGAAAUACGUGAAACAGCUAGCAACGACAGUGGAAAAAGCUUCAACAUGGUGAAAUAUCAGACAACUAUAUGAUGUAAUGAAGAAACUGGUAGAGUAAACCAGAGAGACCGGCCAAGAACAAAGAAGGGAAGCCGAUUAAUGAGAUUCAAGAACACAGGAAAAGAUGGGUAGAACAAUUUGAGGAACUACUGAAUAUGAAUGCUUCAUUGAAUCCACCGGAAAUCGAAGCAAUACACACAGACCAUACUAUAGAUCUCACUCCAUCAAUGAUAAAAAAAUCAGGAUGGUCAUCAGACAUAUCAAGAGUGGGUAAGCAGUAGCACCUGGCAAUAAACCAGCCGAAGUCAUACAUAGAGGCAACUGAAAAGGUGCUCUGCGUUCUAUUCAGGAAGAUUUGGGAGGAAGAACAAAUGCAACAGACAGACUGUAAAGAAGGAUCGUAAGGAAGGAUACCUCAUCAAGAUAAAAAAGUCAGAUCUGAUCGGCAGCCUAUGUUCGAUUGGGAGUAACAGGCGUAAGUAAUUAAGUAAGAAUCUAUAAUAUAUGACUUAAAACAUUAUGUUUGAUUCACUUGCAAAACAGUAGCUCGGUCGUUCAGAUUUUUCAUUCAAAGUCAAAUCGCUAAUAGUUAAACUGAAAUCUAUCUUACCUGUUGACUACUUCCAACCACCAUUUUAUCUUACUAUAGUGCAUGCAAUGUCGAGUCACCUAGACUAGUGGACACAUUGCAACUUGGUCUAUAGGAUUCGAUCUACAUUAAAAAGGACCUAACACAUAUGACAUUGAUCACCAACUAGUGAUCAAGCAACUAUCAAUUUUACCAACUCUUUACUUUAGUCAACAUUCGGUAGCGACUAUUUUUUAAUCAUCAUUUCAUAAUAGAUGUGCUUCACUGUUUCAUAAAUUAAUUGAUUCUUGACUUAAUUUACUGGAAUUAAUCCAAUAAAAAUAUUAGUCUUUACAUUUCAAUACAACUAUAAAGUCAACAAACGAAUCAAAUGAGAAGAGAUUUAUAGUAAAUACGUAGAUAAUAACACGACAAGUGUCAAUAAUAAGCAGUACACUUCAACGUUGGCAAAACAAGCUACUAGUCAUUAGUAGAGAAAUUCUCAUAGUUAAAUUCUGUUUGAAGUGUGUUCAUGUGAUGUUACCUGAAUAGACUUGGCUUUUGCCAAUUUACGUCACAUAUGGUGAAGGCAAAACAUCCGUCUAUCAAUUAAAGGAUGAGAAUAAUGCACAGCAGUUCAUUCUGUUCUAGUUUACGGUUGCAUAACAUGAGCAUUAAGAAUAGAGGAUACUCGUAACUUACUAUUAUUUGAUCACAUAUGCCUUAGAAGUAUUGCUCGCAUCUUAUGGAAUCACCGCGUAAGUAAUAGUGAGGUUAGACGCAGGGUAUUAGGGAAUGAUAGUAAUUCAGUUGAUGAGAUUUUAAAUCUUCAUCGACUGAGAUGUUUGGGCCAUGUGUCAUAUAUACGUGAACUCCGAUUACCACGACGCACAAUGCUAACUGAUAUUGAGGAUGGUUGUAAGAAAGUUAGGAGUGGCUCAAUCAAAAUAUGUCAUCAUUUAAGGAAGUCACUAACUUUUAGUGUGAGCCCUAUUGGGGUCCGUAUGACUGUCAUAAUCAGUGGUUGGGGACUGUGUGUGACAUGACUCAGAAUCGAUCACAAUGGCGUCCUCCCUUAAACUAUGAGAUUAAAAUUGUUUUAUAUCUUUCUUUCUACAAACUAAUUCUUUCUUCCUGUACUAUAUGCUUAUAUGCAAUCUUUCUUUUAUGUAUUACCACCAUUGAAUUAACUACUAUAAAUUCAGUGUUCAUGUUGUUGGGCUAAUGAAUUAUGGCAACUUGAAUCGAUGCCAUAUAUCUGUGCCGGAUCCUACGUUGUAACUAACUAAUUGACUAAGAUGUUUCCAAAUGGAUAACCAUUUAAUUGAUAAAUUAAAAAAUAACCCUAU
Molecule: messenger RNA, 4975 nt
Organism: Schistosoma guineensis
Lineage: Eukaryota; Metazoa; Platyhelminthes; Trematoda; Strigeidida; Schistosomatidae
Source: the annotation of a GenBank genome assembly